CUGAGCCGGGCAUAGCACAGCGCGGUGUGUCUGUCUCUCUUCUCACCAACGACCAUGAAGAUCUUCUCCCUCUCAGUUGUUCUCGCACCUUCCUCAGGCCCUUGUUCAGUUCUUAGCUCUACUUCAGAUGUCUCUAGUUUCUCGUUCUACCAGAGAGGUUCUGUCAGCGAGUUUUUGACAUUCUUCACCAAGACAGUCGUAGAGAGAACUCCUCAGGGCCAGCGUCAGAGUGUACAAGAGAACAAUUACACUGCCCAUGUGUACAACAGGAGUGGUGCAGAGCAGCUUUCAGCUAUUAUUAUUACUGAUCAUGAAUACCCCGUUCGACCCGCCUUUUCUCUUCUAACAAAGCUACUUGAUGAUUUCACUGCCAAAGUCCCCCAGUCUGCCUUCGGAAACCCAGGAUCAAUAUCAUUCCCAGAGAUCCAGACCUACAUUCAGAAGUACCAGGAUCCUCGGCAAGCUGAUACAAUUAUGCGGGUACAACAGGAGCUAGAUGAGACGAAGAUUGUCCUGCACAAGACCAUCGAAUCUGUUCUCCAACGCGGGGAGAGGUUGGAUAACCUUGUAGAGCGAUCGAAUGCUCUAUCCGCACAGAGCAAGAUGUUCUACAAGACAGCUAAGAAGCAAAAUUCAUGUUGUGUGAUCAUGUGAACGACUAUUUCUUCUCUCCUCGUUCAUACUUUUUCUUUGUUGCGGUUGUUGUUACGUCGGACCAGGUAAUUAGUAACACAUCCGUUAGUUCUGUAUUUCACAUGUCGUGAUCGUGUCAGUGUGGCCAGUUUGCUGCGUGUCAUGGAGCAAGUCAAUUAUGGACUGAUACCACAGUCUGUAAGUCUAGAUUAGCAUGCAAAUUCUAGCCAAAAAUGACACGGCUGAAAACGAAGUAGCCGCGCUA
Molecule: messenger RNA, 898 nt
Organism: Suillus fuscotomentosus
Lineage: Eukaryota; Fungi; Basidiomycota; Agaricomycetes; Boletales; Suillaceae
Product: snare protein YKT6
Exons: 4
Coding region: 55-654 (199 amino acids)
Biological process (GO): endoplasmic reticulum to Golgi vesicle-mediated transport
Cellular component (GO): Golgi apparatus; membrane
Molecular function (GO): SNAP receptor activity
Source: RefSeq, a predicted model, not a curated record